CAGGCUCUCCACUCACAUUCUUCAAAAGAAGGGAAGGCAAGAUGAAGAGCUCUUUGUUGCUGUGUGGUGCCUUGGCCGUCUCCUUGGGGGUCAUCCUUGUGGCAGGUUAUCCACUGAGCCCCAAAGAUGAGGAGUACGUGCUGGUCAAUAAUAAGUGUCAGUGUGUAACAGUGACCUCCAAGUUUGUCCCCUCCAAAGAAAAUCCUGAUGAAGAAAUCCUGGUGAGAAACAUCCGCAUCAUAGUCCCCCUGCAGGCUCGGGAGAACAUCUCCGACCCCUUGUCCCCACUCAGGACCACUUUUGUCUAUCGCAUGAGUGAUCUCUGCAGAAACUGCGAACCCGCAGAAGUUGAGCUGGGUGGGGUGAUCCACCAGGUGCAGCAGGGCAACUCGUGCGAGGAGCCGCAGACGUGCUACACCUACGACAGGAACCAGUGCUACACGUCCCCCGUGCCGCUGCUGUACCACGGCCAGGUGCAGCACGCCCCGGCCGCGCUCACUCCCGCCUCCUGCUUCGCCGAGUAGCUGGGCUCUGCUGGGAGCAGCAUCCCUGUUCCUAUCCACAGGUGUUAGAGCACCUGGAUGCCAGCACCCCCAGUGACCCAACCUGUCUCUGCCCAUCUGCAGCCUCCCACCCGUGCCAUCUCCCAGGAGCAGCUCCUGGCUGUCCAUGUCCCUUCUGGUGUCCCUGGCAGGUACCUGCAAUGCCAUGCUGUGUCUCAGAGCACAGAGACCAGAUCCCCAGCAGAUCUAAGGCAGUCCCUCCCCUGCAGUCCAGCAGACUACCCUGAUUUCCAGCCCUGGGGAAGCUGUCCUUUGCAGUCUCCUGCGUGUGUCCCCCCAGCAGGAGUGUCUGUGUCCUUCCCUCCCUGAGCAAUCUGAAGUGACCUCUGUACAACCUUUGAUGAUAUUAGCAGCAUUUAUGCCCUUACAAGAGAGUUGUUCCAGCACUUGGACAUCUGCAAGCUUCCAGCAAGUUCUGAGAUACAGAGAUCAAAAGAUGCCACUACCCUGAAGUGUUUUGCAAAGUUGCCAAGCCCUCAGCUGUGCCAGGAAUACUCAGCUCUUCUGGGAGAUGUUCACUUCCCCUACUGCUUCACUGAUACUGCUGCCUUCUUCCACCCCUGCUCCUGGUUCAAGUGGUGAAAAGAAAAAAUCAAAUUGGCUCAAAUUUGUUUGCUUGUUCCUCACCCUGCAUUUAAAGCCUAAAAAAUUCUAUGAACACAAUAUAAACUGCUAGAGCAGGACCCUAGUUCAGAACUGGAAUAAUGAAACAGCAAAAACCUUGUUCCCACAAUUGUAGUUUUGUUAGUGAAACAUUCAAUAAACUUUUUUUCUGCAUCA
This is a messenger RNA of Catharus ustulatus (Swainson's thrush), 1343 nucleotides long. RefSeq names its product joining chain of multimeric IgA and IgM (gene JCHAIN). The record is from RefSeq and is a predicted model, not a curated record. The transcript has 4 exons. Gene Ontology annotation, biological process: humoral immune response. Gene Ontology annotation, cellular component: pentameric IgM immunoglobulin complex. The coding region runs from base 42 to 524 and encodes 160 amino acids. Gene Ontology annotation, molecular function: immunoglobulin receptor binding. NCBI's taxonomy places the organism in Eukaryota, Metazoa, Chordata, Aves, Passeriformes, Turdidae.